AUCAGACAAAAUAUAAAUAAAAUAAUAAUAGGAGUUGACUUUCGAAUCAGAACCAAUGAGUUAACAGCUAUCCCCAUCUUACAUCAACUGAUCAAACCCCUGUUUCCUCUGUUUUUAUCUAAAGAUUUCACUGAAAAUCUUUACUGAAAAUUCCCAGAAAUGGAAACAGUUACAGCAAGCUCUGUCUUGCUAUCAAUAGUAUGCAUAGUAGUAGUAACAGUGUUAAUAAAGCUGGUGAAUUGGGUAUGGUUGAAGCCAAAGAAGCUGGAGAAAUUGCUUAGACAACAUGGUUUCUCAGGUACUUCUUACAAAUUCUUGUUUGGAGAUAUGAAAGAGUUCAUCUCCAUGCACGCCGAGGCGUUAAAAAACCCCAUGGAUGGCUUUUCACAUGAUUAUUUCCCGCGUGUGGAACCUCUUUGGCACCAGCUUGCCACUAAAUUUGGGGGGAAGGAUUUCUUCAUCUGGUUUGGCCCUAUGCCUAUGGUAAAAAUCUCGAAGCCAGAGACGAUUAGAGAGGCCUUGGCCAAGAUGCAGGAAUUUCAAAAGCUGAAGAUCAACCACAUUUCUGAAAAGCUUUUUCCCGGGGUUGUCAACCACGAGGGAGAGAAAUGGGCCAAACACAGGAAGCUGAUCAAUCCUGCUUUCCAUGUUGAGAAGUUAAAGCUUAUGUUACCGGCAUUUCGUGACAGUUGUGAAAAGAUAAUCAACAAAUGGGAGUUGAUAGUGGCCGAAAGGGGUUCAGGUGAGCUAGAUGUGUAUCCUGAUCUAAAGCAACUCAGUGCUGAUGUGAUAUCUAGAGCAGCAUUUGGUAGCAACUAUGAGGAGGGACAAAGGAUCUUUGAACUUCUCAAGGAGCAGACUGAUUUAGGUGUGCUUAUGCUACAAUCAGUUUAUUUACCAGGAAUGAGAUUCAUUCCAACACCCAGAAAUAGGAGAUUUAAGAAGAUACAAGAUACGAUACAUAGUUUACUGAAUGCAAUUAUUAACAAGAGGAAGGAGGAAAUUGAGGCUGGAGAAGCAGUUAAGGAUGACCUAUUGGGUAUACUCAUGGAUUCCAAUUUAAAAGAAAUCCGAAAAGCUGCUGGUAAAAAUAACAGGAAUCAGCAUACUGGGCUGAGUCUGGAAGAGGUAGUUGAUGAGUGUAAGCUAUUUUACUUGGCUGGACAGGAAACUACAUCUACACUUUUAGUUUGGACAUUGAUUUUGUUGAGCAAGCAUCAAGAUUGGCAAGAACGAGCACGAGAAGAAGUCUUACAGACAUUUGGGAACAAUGUGCCUGAAUUUGAAGGUUUAAACCAUUUGAAGACAAUGAGCAUGAUAUUGUAUGAGGUACUCAGACUCUAUCCACCAGUAAUGCAGUUGACAAGAUGGGUUCACAAGGACAAAAACCUAGGUGCAUUAUCAGUGCCUUCGGGUGCAAUAAUCACUGUCUUUGUGAGUGCUGUUCACCGAGAUAAGGAAGUUUGGGGUGAUGAUGCAGAAGAAUUUAAGCCAGACAGGUUCUCUGAAGGGAUUUCUAAGGCAACAAAAGGGAAUAACUCGUUUUUUCCCUUCGGUUGGGGACCAAGAAUAUGCAUUGGGGAAAAAUUUGCGAUUACAGAAACAAAAAUGGCAUUAUCCAUGAUUCUUCAACACUUUUCCUUGGAGCUUUCACCAUCUUAUGUUCAUGCACCCAAGAACUUAGUGUUUCUACGGCCUGAACACGGUGCUCAGAUUAUCCUAAACAAACUUUGAUCGUAUUCCAAAUGUGCAAUCAGAGUGUUAAUGUAUUGCACAUUAGCCGAAUAAAGUGCUUGAAUGUGUGUUUUCGGAAGCUUAAGUUCGUCUAUGAAAUUUGUCUGGAAUGUAAACUUCUAAGCGAUGUUUCUUAGAUUUUGAAUUUUACUCCUUACUUCAAACCACUGUACUUUGAAGUCCAAUUCUAUUUUUCGACCUUUAGGAAAUUUUUUAUUUAUUGUGUCAAAACUAUACCAGUAUAUAAUUCCUAUGAACAUGAAAUGAUGUAGAGCAUAAGAUGUUUCAUACUAGGAAUUCAAUCUGG
Spinacia oleracea (spinach) is the source of this 2041-nucleotide messenger RNA. RefSeq names its product cytochrome P450 CYP72A219. The transcript has 5 exons. Lineage: Eukaryota; Viridiplantae; Streptophyta; Magnoliopsida; Caryophyllales; Amaranthaceae. Bases 160 to 1734 code for a protein of 524 amino acids. Gene Ontology annotation, molecular function: heme binding; iron ion binding; oxidoreductase activity, acting on paired donors, with incorporation or reduction of molecular oxygen. The record is from RefSeq and is a predicted model, not a curated record.